GUGGAGGCGCCGAGUGCAGACUCUGCCCCAUGGACUGGCUGUCGCACAGAGGAAAGUGCUACUGGUUCUCUAAAGGGAAUAAGGACUGGAAUGGGAGCCGUGAUGACUGUCCAAGGAAGAGGUCUCACAUCCUGGUGAUCCAGGACCAGGAUGAGAUGGAGUUCAUACAGAACAUCACACAAGGGAAAUAUCCCGUUUGGAUUGGGCUUAAUGUUACAUCCCCAGAGGAGAAAUGGACCUGGGUGGACGGCUCCAUCUUAAACCAAAAUCUGUUUCCAGUAUCUGGUCCAGCUGUGAGAAACAGCUGUGGGGUGAUAAAGGGGAAUCAGAUGCGUUCGGAAAUGUGCAGCGCUGAAUUUAAGUGGAUUUGUCAGAAAGAAGCCGUCCUGAUCUAAGCAAUGACAGUAGGGAGGCGGUACCCUUAGAAAUAAUAGAUUCCUAGAUAGAAAGGCCAUUCUGAUUGUCUACUCUGACCUCCUGCAUAACAAAGGCCGGCGAAUGUCACUCAGUAAAAAGCUGAUGGGAGAGAGCCACAUGCUCUUCAUAGUUAGGGUGAGCAGAUCUCCCGAUUUUAUAGGGACAGACCCGAUAUUUGGGGCUUUUUCUUAUAUAGGCUCCUAUUGCCCCCCACUCCCUUUCCUGAUUUUUCACACUUAUCUGGUCACCCUACUCCUAGUCCUCUGAAAGGUCCAGCUCACCCCUGUGACAGAGUGGGAAUUUUCUGUAAUAUUUUUGUAUGAUGCCUGUGCGUGCCUCAGUUUCCCCUGUAUGCUGCGUCGUCACCUAGGAGGUAGAAAAGGGCUGGUUACGCUCAGGCAGGGGUGGCUGACGCCGGUCUCGAGUGUAGGGCCCAUGUCGCUGGAAGUCCAUGAAGACAAUGGCAAAGCCAACACCCGGGAC
Messenger RNA from Terrapene triunguis (Three-toed box turtle), 900 nucleotides. Its product is annotated as killer cell lectin-like receptor subfamily F member 1. NCBI's taxonomy places the organism in Eukaryota, Metazoa, Chordata, Testudines, Emydidae. The annotation marks the transcript as partial. The record is from RefSeq and is a predicted model, not a curated record. The transcript is spliced from 3 exons.